This is a messenger RNA of Canariomyces notabilis, 3236 nucleotides long. RefSeq lists its product as uncharacterized. Gene Ontology annotation, cellular component: Sin3-type complex. Bases 305 to 2869 code for a protein of 854 amino acids. The record is from RefSeq and is a predicted model, not a curated record. The transcript has a single exon. Lineage: Eukaryota; Fungi; Ascomycota; Sordariomycetes; Sordariales; Chaetomiaceae.
CAAUGCCAACCACUGACGUCGCCGUCGUGACGCUACUAGUAGCACACUUGCACCAUGUCUCGCAAACUCACAUUUACCACGGCAGCCCUGGACGGCAGGGUCCAUCGAGAAGAAGAGUUGACGCUGGCCCGCACGCUCACACAACGAUCUCAACAGCACAGCGCGACCACUGCCAGUCUUCCCGUCCCUGAGACGCCCGACGACGCUGCUGUUGCCGCUGCCAUGGAUGGCCCUCAUGCAGUCACCUUGAAUUCUAGCUCCAACCGCCGCCGCGUUGCUCUUCCGGAUCCGCUGGCCUUCAAGUAUGUCUACUGACCUCAUCGCACUACAUCCCGGACCAUUCGUACCUGACCCCUUUUCUGGCAGGUUUCUAGAAUGCGACCCCUCGGUGACAGUUGCCGAGCGCAGACAUGUCCUCCCCGGCUACGAGCUUUACCUGGUCGAGCAGUGGGCGUGCUCGCGCCAGUCGCCCACCCUCGUCAUUGUGACCUACACUGGCGACCCGAAGCAUUCAGUCACCGUCGGCGUCCUGGAGGUACCUGCAGAAGAAAAGGAUUGGUCCGCCAGAUUAAGAUUCUAUUUCAACGCAGUCCAUCAAUAUCACGCACGUCCAAAGGAGACGGGCAUCGGGGAGCUCAUGGUCACCAAUCUCAGCAGCUUCCCGUCCGCGCUUACCGUCAUUCCGGUCCCGGAGGGCGACAUCCGCAAGUACCGCCAAGUGUUCAUAGUCAACGAGAACCUCAAGCGCUUGGGGUGCUCUGGCCGAUCCGGUCUAACCCUUUCAGACCCCACGCCAGCGACUCAGGCCAAGUUUAUCCAGCUGUACAAGAUUAGCGAGAGAAUACCCUUUGUUCAAGCCGUCCUGGAGCUGGUCAAACUUUGCCAGCUAGCCCUCUUCAUCUUUGGCUUGCUUGACGAGACGUACGUUGACGGUCUGCUCUGCGACAUCACCGAAAAGGCCAUCAAUGACUGGUGGACAGAGAUUGGCUCCGAGUAUUUCAAUAUUGAGCCAACAGAUGGCAUACUAGGGCCCACUACUGUUGCUGCCCUCCUUGGUACACUGCUGGGAGCAAGGAAUCGACUCAGCUACUCCGGAGCGCCCGUAUCCAAGGAUGUAUUUGACAUCGAAAGCACCAAAAAGGGAAUUGGAACCUUCCAAAAGUCGUUGAAACUGGAGAAGACACGGCGCCUUAACCGCCAGACUCUUCUCAAGCUACACAGUGUGACCGCAAAAGCAGCGGCGGGUGAAGGGGGCUGGGGUGUGCAGAAAGCGGUCAAGUCGACGGUUGCCGAAAUUGGCGGCAAGCGAGGUGAGUUCGUCAUUGGCAUGGUGGGCGGCCGGGACAAGGGCAACAUUGGUGACAUCGAGACGUUGGACCUGGCCAAGUUCAUCAGUCUGGCAUACGGCGAGCGGCCAAAAUGGCUCUGGCACGGCAAACCAAGGAGGGUGCCCAAGGAACACGAGCACGAUCAUCUUGUGACGACGUUUGGAAAGGAGCUAAAAGACGAGGCCAGCCCUCAGCCCGGCGGAAGGAGAACCCAGUCGGCUCCAGUAGAAGAUGGGCCGGAGGCUAAGAAGAAGGAAGAUGCCCCCGCAUAUCACGCACCGCUUCAGCAGACUAGCUCGCUCCCCUUCGUAACUGAGACGCCUGCCGACAGAGAUGCCCUACGGAGAACCGUUUUCAAAAGCGUGGCCGGCAAGGUGAGCGAUGCGCGCUCAGGGUUGGGGCGCAUCAGGGAUGCUGUCGGGGGCGGUUUGAGGGGGCACGUCAGCCGCCCAUCCAAGGAUGAGACUCUGGACACAGGCGUGAGCGGACACUCGUCGCCCAGUAUAGCAACAUUGGCUCAGUCGUCUGCCACCCUCUCAAGUCCGGUGGGUGUCACCAGGGCGUUCACUUGGAGAGUCAAGCCUGAAGAGUACCUGGCCGCCAUGAGGAGUAGAGAAGGGGGAGAAAAUAUGCCUGCGAUGACGAGCUCCAGUUCGCACGAGAUGGAGACUCAAAGUAGCAAGGACAGCGCAAGGCCAUCGCAAGAAGUCCCAGACAGGGCGGAAGAGAAGCAGGCAUCGUUGCAGGCUGAGCGUGCGGACAUGGCCAAGGAAGUCCGCAGCACCAAGGUCACCGGCCCCGGCUUUUCAGUAACCGACGGGGAUCUCCAGGGCCCCGUCCUAGCAGCAGAACGCAGUUCCGAAGGCGUAAUAAUGUCUCUUGUACGCCGGCACAGCAUCGACAGCCUUGCCUCUCUCGGCCGUUGCCCCAACGAAGCCCGGUACCCGCGGCGUCUCUCCUUUAGCGAGGCCGAAGAAGCUAUCUCUUGGAGCGAGCUUGCCAGUAUCACACAUACUUCCGACUGGAUAUCUGCUUCGGUCUUGCCAACACAGACCGAACUAGCCUACACCCUGUACAGCCGCCUCGAGUUGAUCCAGACGGACCUGGCACCUUGGGUGUCGGCCAAGCUGGCAGACGCUGAGGCAGUCGACCGGACAUUUGGGGCGCAGGGGGCUGAGGUACAAGCGAUGUACAAGGCAGUGAGCGAGACGUACCAGCGCAUCCGGCACAGCAGCAGCGGGCUCGUGGCCGAGGAGCGGGCGCGCCUGGCCGAGGCGGUCAAGGACCUCGAGGUGCUGGUUGCGAAGCUCGAGUACGAGAUCGGCGCUCUCGUGUCGCGGGUGAAUGAGGUUGAGGACGGGGUUGCAAGCUUUGAGGCGCAGGUGGAGGACUUGGAGCGAAGGGCGGACGAGCUGAAGGCGGUGCUCGAGACAGAGAGCUGGCUCCAUUGGUUUGUGAGGACCGUGACGGGCAUUGGAACAGGACCUAAUAUCACGAGGGGGCCGAGUCAGAGAGACGUGAAGGCCGCUCAAAGGAAUUGAUGAUGACCAGAUUACACAAGCAUCUUUUCGUUAGAUCAGCAUGGGUGGGGAUGUUCGGAGUCCCGGAUGGCGUUGAGUUAUACAUUUUAGCCUGGGCAGAGGGAGCUGAGUGGGUUUGAAAUACAAUCAUGGGUCGCAUCACAUUGCAUUACAAACGAAAGGCACAAGCAUGGAGAUUGGCAGUGGUGAUAUCCCUUUUCCCAAUUGUCUGCUUCUGGUCACGCCGGACCGCUCUAGUUUGCUCACCCGUGUCCACUCUGUGUUUCUAUCAUACAUAUCAUAAACCAAUUCAAACACUGCCAAGGCGCGCUCUAGAUCAGCACCAGAACCAGUCCCAGAAGAAUUUACCAACCCCAGUGAGAGUGAA